AGCUCAUGACGUCAGCAGCAGUCAGCGGUAGGUAGCUGGGCAGCGCCAGUGGUGUCGAAAGGAGCGAGCGACGAUGGUCCUCAUCAAGGAGUACCGUGUUGUUUUACCCUGUAGUGUUGAGGAGUAUCAAGUUGGACAGCUGUUCUCUGUGGCUGAAGCCAGUAAAAAUGAGACAGGUGGUGGUGAGGGCAUUGAGGUACUCAAGAAUGAGCCCUACGAAAAAGAUGGAGAGAAAGGACAGUAUACACACAAAAUCUACCACUUAAAGAGUAAAGUUCCUGGGUUUGUCAAGCUGUUAGCCCCCGAAGGCUCCCUGAUAUUCCAUGAAAAAGCCUGGAAUGCCUACCCCUACUGCAGAACUAUUGUGACGAACGAGUAUAUGAAAGACAAUUUCUUCAUUAAGAUUGAGACAUGGCACAAACCAGACCUUGGAACACAAGAAAAUGUGCACAAACUAGAGAAUUCCACAUGGCAGAAUGUAAGUGUUGUGCCCAUCGACAUCGCAGACAGAAGUCAAGUGUCCCCUGCUGACUACAAGCCAGAUGAGGAUCCCACCAAGUUCAAGUCAUCUAAGACCGGCAGAGGACCUCUUGGGCCCACCUGGAAGAAAGAGCUGGUUAGUAAGACUGACUGCCCAAGGAUGUGUGCCUACAAACUGGUCACAGUCAAGUUCAAGUGGUGGGGCCUGCAGACCAAAGUGGAGAACUUCAUCCAUGAGCAAGAGAAGAGGAUCUUCACUAAUUUUCACCGCCAACUUUUCUGUUGGAUUGAUAAGUGGGUGGAGCUGACUAUGGAUGAUAUCAGGCAGAUGGAGGCAGAGACACAACGGGAGCUGGAUGAGAUGCGUAAGAAAGGCUCUGUGCGAGGUACAAAGGCUGCAGACGAGUAGCCAGGCCAGGUGUAGGUCUGAGUUUUGUCUUCGCAAACGGGGAGAAGUACGAGGAACCAGUGCCGCAGACGAAUGAAAAGGCAAAGGAUUUUAAACCCCCCCGAUAAAAGCAGCGAUGAUCCUUUGGUGCCAGUUUCUACUUUAACUGAUUCAGGUUGUGGAGGAGGAGGCACUGCUACCUGCAAUCACUAGAGCAGAUCCCUGACUUGCACCCAAUCAUAGACAUUCUAUCCACUGAGGAAUUGAUUUCUUGAAACCAACACGAUCCUAGCUGAUAAGACUGGUUAAUUUUGAUCUCCUGGGCAUAGAAAGACCAGGUAUCAGCAUCAUGUUAUUGACGAGACCUAGCCUUCUGGAGAGAGAUGAAGAGGAGCUACUUGCAGUAGAGAGAUUUUGUGUUACUAAAGCAAAUUCAUUGAUUUGAUUCAACAGUAGCAGGUGUUGGACCAAAUAUUCCUUUUGUAUUAUUUUUCGUUUACUUUUUUUUUUUGUAAAUGUUACCCUCCAAAACAUUCCUCUCAAUAUGAUGCCCUGUCUGACCUCUCUUUGUCUCCCUCUUGGUUUUAACUGUACACACUGUGGCUCAGCGGUUUGCAUUCCCUGGCAUGAGUCUGUUUGUCAUACUCAUGUUACUUCCUGCCACAACCUCCUUUUAAGAGAUUACUAACACCCUUGGCGCCUUGGCCUAUUGUAAUCCUUCCCCCAUCAGUCCACCUUACCCAAAGCCCUGCAUCUUAUUAGCACUGACAAUCAUGCCCUUACAGGAAUUCACUCUCAUUCCCGUAUAGAUUUAAUAGAAACCCACACAAACGCAUGCAUAUGACACACAUACAUUGCGCGCAUGAGGAUAAACGUGUAUUCGUUCUCACAUGUACACAUGCUCGCAGGUGUGGAUGCCUUUGCGGUGACUGAUCUCUUAAAAGCUCAAGCUGGGCAGAUCCAUGCAAGCUUGUUCAGCUAAAGGAUGUUACUAUGGAAGUGUUUACACCUCAAGAGAUUUUUUUUUUUUUUCCCCUCCUUCUCCCCACACACUCCCUAUUCUGAAGACAUUCACACAUUACAUCCAACACAGCAUUCACCUCCUUAACAGACGUCCCCAGAGAAAAACUGCACUGAAAAACAGCCACAGAUGGUGCUACACUCCUCCGGCCUCUGUCACAAACCAAACCGCACCACACCGCACUGCACUGCUCGUCCCAGCUCACCAGGGCGAUCCCAGAGGCCUGUCUCACUCAUCUGGUUCUCCGAAGUAGACCGUCUCCAAAAGGCCUCUUCUUCUGCUUCAUUCUAGGUGUGUUUACAGAUUCAUAACUGCCUUAUCAGUGCCCAGUCGACACCAGCACAGCACUGCUUGCCUUAAUCUCCGGACCUUUUAUAUCUGAUGGACCUAUUAUACCUAUUGUACCUCUGCUGCCAGCUAUUGCUCUAGCUACCUCCCUUUCUUCUGACUGGCAGUUUUCCUUACACCUAAAUGUUAGCACUACCUAUUAGCUGCUACUUAUUAGGAGUAAAUCAUGGCAGACAGAGCUUUAUGAGCAAAGCUGUUUUGUGAUGACUUUGUUUUCUUCAGGGUGUAGAAUUGCAUGUGAUUUCCUUUUUUUUUUUUUUUUUCUCCUGGUAUGUGUCACAGCGCCUGAGCAAGUGCAAUUCCUUCGGCAAGUAAAACUCUGUACGUUGCGACCGUAACAGCCAGUGUGCACUGUUGUUGUUGCAAAGGGCUGCAAAUUGACAUGUCUGCCUCAGACCAGCCAUGUGAUGGAUAUACCAUUUUAUGACACUUGACUUUUGAGCUCCAUAGUGCACUUUCUCCCCUUAGGCUUCAGAAUCAUUUGGCAGUGGCCUACAGUGUUGAUCAUCACUAGUGUACAUACUUAUACAGUAGACGUGGUUUCCUCAUCUGAUUACUACUGGUGUUCUUUGAGUGUGUUUGUGUCCUUUUGGUGUGUCAAUGUCUUAAAUUGUGCAGGAAUUGUAGAUUUGUUUUUAGAGAUCUAUUUUCCACAUUUUUAAGACACUGAUAUAAUGAAAUUCUAAUGCUUUUAUUUUCUGUCAAUCUAAUGAGGGAAUGUGAUUACUUCCUCAGUAAUGGGUUAUUGUAUAGCUUGUCCAAAGAGCAUAAAUGGAUAUGUUUACAUGUAUUCAGCAAUUGUAGGCUGUUUUACCAUAGGAAAAUUUGGAAGCAAAUGUCUGAGGCAACGUUUUUCAAAACAACACAAUCAUCUCAGGUGAACAAUACGACAAGAGGAUCUUUUUGGUAUUGCUGCUCAUCAGUUGCGCCGAAACCAUUAACUUCCUUUCACUAUACCAUAUCCUUUUCUGUGGGAAAUAUGGUGUAACACUUUGAAUAUGAUGGGAGGAGGUUGUGAUGCAGUCUGUUCCAUUUUAUUGCAGUAUAUGAGACAGCCACUUGGUCUUUGUGACUGCGCUGGGAUUGUAUGCGUGUCUCAAAGAGCGAAAAGUUGUCUUUUAAGUAAUCAAUGUUUCCAAGUCUAUCUUAACGAUUCCUGCUGUUUGUUGAAUGGAGAACCCAGUGGCUAAAGAGAAGAACUUAGAUCAGUGUUUUGUCAUCUCUCAAGACAAUGACAUAGGGGAGAGGAAGUAUUCACAAAGCAACUGUACAGUCUUAUCCUAAUUUAUGAAAUCUACAACUGUUGAAUUUCGAAAUGGCUUGCUUUUAAAUGUUUUUGAUCAGCUUUUGAAAUUCAGGGGACACGGUAGUGAAUGUAUGAUAUUUUGUGCCUUUUUUUUUUCUGUAGAUCUUUGUGCCAUGAAGUCUUCAUAUUGUAUCUAAAUAUCGAAUAAAUUCUGUCUGGAAAAUAAUCUUCA
Messenger RNA from Xiphias gladius (swordfish), 3715 nucleotides. RefSeq names its product phosphatidylinositol transfer protein beta isoform. Gene Ontology annotation, cellular component: cytoplasm. Gene Ontology annotation, molecular function: phosphatidylcholine intramembrane carrier activity; phosphatidylcholine binding; phosphatidylinositol transfer activity. The transcript has 12 exons. Gene Ontology annotation, biological process: phospholipid transport. Lineage: Eukaryota; Metazoa; Chordata; Actinopteri; Istiophoriformes; Xiphiidae. The record is from RefSeq and is a predicted model, not a curated record. Bases 74 to 889 code for a protein of 271 amino acids.